UUGGCGGUUUAAUGUCGAUUCGCAUUGAUGCUAACGUGCGCACCUUUCCCCGCUCUCUAACCUGCACGCACGCCAUUUUUCUGGAACUCCGAUGGUUCAAGCCCUAAAACUAGCAUUAUCCUGUUCAAUUACCGGGCGUUUCUCUGCGGCAAAUAGCUGUAGGAUACCUAAAUUCAGCGGCCAAUUUUGCCUGAGCUUAAGAAUGACAUCGAAGCGUCGUCACCGUUCAUUUGCAACGGCAUCAGCGGCGGCAGAGGGUUCGGGCAAGGAAACUAGCAUUGAUGAGCCGAAAAUUCGGAAAAUUGCUUCGGAGGCAAGCGAUGGAAGUAGUGGGGUUGAGGAUACGCCUCUUGUGUUCGAGAAAAUGACUCUUAAGCAAAUCCAAUCUAGUUUAGGGAGCAAUGGAGCUCAUGAUGAAGGUUGUAAACAUGAACAUGUAGUGAAGAGUAAAACUGAUGCUGAAGAUUCCCCACCUCGACAAAAUCUAGCAUCUCUUGAGGAGAAGCCAGCCGUCGCUAAAAGAAAUUCCAAAAGAAAAUCUAAAGCCAUACCUGAAGAUGAGCCUGUAGCAUCCACAACCACAACCACAACCAAGGAUUCCGAAGUUUCUGGAGGCCGAAGGUCAAAGAGGCAAGUAAAACAAUCACCUAAGGACAGUGUCGACAUCCGAAUGUCACAGAGCGCUACUGAGCAAGAGCUGAUUGUUGAAUCAACUGAACUGGGAGGUAAGAAGUCCACUCAAGUGAAGAAGGUCUCUUCAAGGGUCGCAAAAUCUAAUGUUGCUGAAAAUCCUUGUGUGGAUGAGCCUUGGACUGUGCUUACUCAUAAGAAACCGCAAAAAGGGUGGACUGGUUAUGAUCCUAAAACUAUGAGGCCACCUCCAAUUGCUGCGGAUACACCGCAUGUGAAGUUGUUAUCUUGGAAUGUCAAUGGGUUGAGAGCUUUACUGAAGCUGGAAAGCUUUUCUGCUCUUGAACUUUCGAAAAGGGUAGAUUUUGAUGUACUUUGCCUGCAGGAGACGAAAUUACAGGAGAAAGAUGUUAACGCAAUCAAAGAAACUCUCCUACAAGGUUAUGACAAUAGCUAUUGGACAUGUAGCGUAUCAAAGCUGGGAUACUCAGGAACGGCUAUCAUUUCUCGUAUUAAACCACUCUCUGUGAGAUAUGGAUUGGGCAUAUCAGAUCACGAUAGUGAAGGGCGCCUUGUCACACUGGAGUUUGAUAAUUUCUACUUGUUGAGCUGCUACGUUCCCAACUCUGGUGAUGGUUUGAAACGACUGCCAUACCGGAUAGCAGAGUGGGAUACUUCGCUUGGUAACUACAUGAAAGACCUGGAACAGUCGAAGCCUGUUAUUCUCACGGGUGACUUGAACUGUGCUCAUGAAGAAAUGGACAUUUUUAACCCAGCAGGGAACAAAAGAAGUGCAGGUUUUACAGAGGAAGAAAGAAAGUCAUUUGAAACCAACUUUCUGGAUCGGGGCUUUGUCGAUACUUUUAGGAAACAACACCCUAAUGUUGUCGCCUAUUCGUACUGGGGCUACAGGCAUGGUGGACGACGAACAAAUAAAGGGUGGCGUCUUGACUAUUUUCUCGUCUCAGAAUCGAUCUCAGAGAAAGUCCACGACGCGUACAUUCUCCCAGAUGUGGGCGGAAGCGAUCAUUGCCCUGUGGGUCUCAUUUUGAAGCUGUAGGUUUGUCAUUGCUCGACCAUUUUUUUGUAAGCUAUAGUUUCUGUUAGAUAUAAGCACUGCUCCACGAAUAUGAAUUUGUAGUUGAUUUUUAGAUUAUUAUGAUAGCAGUAUUUUGGUCCCAAAA
This is a messenger RNA of Salvia splendens (bonfire salvia), 1814 nucleotides long. Its product is annotated as DNA-(apurinic or apyrimidinic site) endonuclease, chloroplastic. Gene Ontology annotation, biological process: base-excision repair. Bases 92 to 1690 code for a protein of 532 amino acids. Lineage: Eukaryota; Viridiplantae; Streptophyta; Magnoliopsida; Lamiales; Lamiaceae. Gene Ontology annotation, molecular function: phosphoric diester hydrolase activity; endonuclease activity; DNA-(apurinic or apyrimidinic site) endonuclease activity. The record is from RefSeq and is a predicted model, not a curated record. The transcript has 12 exons. Gene Ontology annotation, cellular component: nucleus.